This is a messenger RNA of Sitodiplosis mosellana (orange wheat blossom midge), 2424 nucleotides long. Its product is annotated as atlastin-like. Gene Ontology annotation, molecular function: GTP binding; GTPase activity. The record is from RefSeq and is a predicted model, not a curated record. Bases 1482 to 2228 code for a protein of 248 amino acids. The transcript is spliced from 8 exons. Lineage: Eukaryota; Metazoa; Arthropoda; Insecta; Diptera; Cecidomyiidae. Gene Ontology annotation, biological process: endoplasmic reticulum organization; protein homooligomerization.
GAUCACUUUAGUUGCUUGUGUGUUGCUUUCCGUGGGCAUUUUCUGCCAUUUGGUUGCUGGUGAUUUCGGGUCAGCCGGACCGAUUCAAAUUGUGACGCCCGUGAAUCAUUCGUUUGCGUUGGAAUUAUACGAAUUAAAAUACAUUUUAGAGGCUGAUGACAUCAAAGAUCGUGAUGUCGUUGAGGUUUCGAUUGCUGGUGCCUAUCGCAAAGGAAAAAGCUUCAUGCUGAAUUUCUUUUUGAAAUAUUUAUAUGCGCAGGAGAGUUUAUUCCUGAUUUUAAUCAUUUAUCAGUCGAAGUUGUCAUUUUCUAGUCUUUAGCAUUUACUUUUUAUGAGUCAAUGACCAUUGCCUAUGGUCCAUUGAUCAAUCAUAAAUUGGAAGAAAAAAAAUUGAUGAACAAAAAUGAUUGAAUUUCAACAGUACCAAACGCACAAUAUCUCAAACUGGAUCGGAGAGGAUGAAAACAGCGGACAAUUGCUCGGGUUUAAAUGGCGAGGUGGUCGAAAGCGAGAAACCACUGGAAUUUUAAUGUGGUCUGAAAUCUUUACUCAUGAUUACGAAAAUGGUGACAAAGUGGCAAUCAUUCUGCUUGACACCCAAGGAUUUUUCGAUGGUCGAACGAGUAUACGGGAUUGUUCGACAAUUUUUGCUUUGAGCACCAUGUUAUCAUCGGUUCAGUGUUACAAUUUAAUGCACAACAUUCAAGAAGAUAACUUGCAACACCUGCAAUUGUUCACUGAAUAUGGUCGAUUGGCUCUUGAACAAACCAAUGAAAAACCAUUUCAAUAUUUGCUGUUCCUUGUGCGCGACUGGCAAUAUGCCUAUGAAAUUGAUUACGGUUGGUACGGACCCGAAGUGAUUGAUGAUCUUCUAGUGAAUAUCGAUGAGCAAACGGCUGAAAUGCGUGAAUUGAGGCAUCGCAUCAAUUCGAGUUUUGAAGAUAUUGGCGCAUUUUUAAUGCCACACCCCGGAUUGAUUGUGGCACAAGGAGAACACUUCACCGGUGAUUUGAAACAAAUCGAACCGAAUUUUAUGAAAUACACCAAAUUGUUGACGCCGCUUCUUUUUGCACCGGAAAAUCUCAUUGUGAAGAAAAUCAACGGGGAAAAUGUUCGGGCUCGUGAUUUGGUGCAAUAUUUACAAGCGUAUUUGAACAUUUUCAAUGAUAAAUCGCUGCCGGAACCAAAAACGGUUUUAUUGGCAACCGCUGAAGCUAACAAUGUGAUACUGCAGAAUGAUUGUGUGAAUUUGUAUGUUGACUUAAUGCAAAAAUCUCUUGAUACAACCCAAUCAUUUUUCACCGAACUUGAACUCAACGAUCUUCAUCAGAAUGCCAAAUAUAAAGCUAUGAAACAGCCGUCUUGAAGAUGUUAUAGAAGAAAAAUUCGCUGUAUUUAAACGUGCCCACGAGGAGAAGCACCGGAAUUUCAUUGAAAAAGCGAAGCUCACGAAUGAAAAUGUUGUGAAUGUGGCAACCGAAAUGGCAAAGGGAAAAAUGAUCAGCAAAGUGAAUGCAAAGCCGAAUUUAAGCGACUCCGACUUGAUCACUUCAUUUGCAAUUGUAAAAAAGGCUUCUUUCGACUGGUUCGACAAAGAAAAAAUGGGUGACGAUGGAAUAUCAAGUGGUACUCGCCGGAAACUUGAACGGAAUUUAGAUGAUUUGCAGUCAUUACUGAACAAAAUGUUGACAUUCAACGAUGAGUCUUUGAAUUUCUACAUGAGUUCCAUGCAAACAUCCAUCGAUCAAGUCAAAAUCUACUUCAAUGAAACGGAACUCAUGCAACUGCAUCAAAAGACGAAAAAUGCAUCUGUGGCACAGUUUCAAGAGAAAUUCGGAUCUGAUGGUCUUGUCACAUCGUUUCAACGCAGAUAUCGUUUGAUUGUCGAAGAAAAGUUGCCAUUAUUCCAACGACAAAAUGAACUGAAGCGCAAAACGUUCAUUGAAAAAGCAAAUGCGCACAAUGAACAAAUCAGCAGAGAAAUCAAAGCGAUCAUUGAAGAGGGAGCCAUGGCUGAAAUUAGCCAAAAGCACUUAGACGAAUAUGAAUUGAACGGUCUAUUUCUUGGAAUGAAGGAUGUCGCUCUUGAAAUGUUCGAUGCUCAGAAAAUGUGUGACGGCAACAUCUCCAAAAAGAAUCGCGAUAAGCUUGAAGAAGAUUUGAUUAAAUUCCGAUCAACACUCACUGAACACAACAAAAAAUCGCGUUUCAAUUAUCGAUAUUGGUGAAAUUGAUCCAAUCUUUGUCCUCUUUACUUGCUUUCUGCAAUCAAUUUUCAAAUUUGAUUUUUAAAAAACAAGAUUUUUGUAUAAACAAGAGUACUUCAAGACAGUGAGUUAUUCUGGUGAAAAACUACCGGUUUCUAUCACAUAACGUGAAAUAUAGAUAUCACAAGGAAAUAAAGAAUGGAUUUGAAAAAUAAAA